UCACUAGGUGGCUGUAGUGAGCCGUCUUACGUUUAUAGACAGCAGUGGAGUCGCGCAGAAGAAAUUGGAUGGUUGUUUGGAAACCGCAGUAAACGUUGGUCUUCUUCAAUAGCUAUUACACUAUUCACAGGUUUUCAGUUGUAAAGACGGAGAUAAAAUCACGAGACUCUGUAGCAGUAGACCUGUAAACGGCUCAGUUUUGUUGUUGGUCAUUAGGUAGUUGAUCAUGAACGUGGCUAAAAGUGGUUAUCGUGUUUUCUCGGCUAACUCAACGCCCGCCUGCACGGAACUCUCUAAGAAGAUUACUGAGCGUCUUGGAGUCGAGCUGGGGAAAUCAGUUGUUUACCAGGAGUCGAACAGAGAAACGAGAGUUGAGAUCAAAGAGUCUGUGAGAGGCCAAACAAUCUUCAUCAUCCAAACCAUUCCUAGAGAUGUCAACACGGCUAUUAUGGAGCUGCUGAUUAUGGCCUAUGCACUGAAGACCUCUUGUGCCAAGAACAUCAUUGGCGUGAUCCCAUACUUCCCCUACAGUAAACAGUGUAAGAUGAGGAAGAGGGGAUCUAUAGUGUGCAAACUGCUCGCUUCAAUGUUAGCUAAAGCAGGUCUGACUCAUAUAAUCACCAUGGAUCUGCACCAGAAAGAGAUCCAGGGCUUCUUUACUUUCCCUGUGGAUAACCUGCGGGCUUCUCCAUUCCUGCUGCAGUACAUUCAGGAGGAGGUUCCUGAUUAUAGAAAUGCUAUCAUUGUAGCCAAGUCCCCAUCUGCUGCAAAAAGGGCUCAGUCGUAUGCGGAGCGUUUGCGUCUCGGCCUGGCUGUCAUGCACGGAGAAGCUCAGUGUUCGGAGUCAGACAUGGCAGAUGGGCGUCAUUCUCCUCCAUGUGUCCGCAACACCUUUGGACACUCCGGCUUGGAGUUGCCAUGCAAACAACAAGCUCCGUUCCCAGGCAUAGAGCUCCCAAUAAUGAUGGCCAAGGAGAAACCACCCAUCACUGUUGUCGGAGAUGUUGGAGGUCGCAUCGCCAUCAUUGUCGAUGACAUCAUAGAUGAUGUGGAGGACUUUGUGGCAGCAGCUGAGAUUCUGAAAGAGAGAGGAGCUUAUAAGAUCUACAUCAUGGCCACCCACGGGCUCUUGUCUGCGGAUGCCCCGCGCCUCAUCGAGGAGUCCGCUAUAGACGAAGUGGUCGUGACCAACACUGUCCCUCAUGAGGUGCAAAAGCUGCAGUGUCCUAAGAUCAAGACGGUGGAUGUCAGUAUGAUCCUGGCCGAGGCAAUUCGACGCAUUCACAACGGGGAGUCCAUGGCCUACCUGUUCCGCAAUAUCACAGUAGACGACUAGCCGACAGACACAUUUGGGUUAGAGGCCAAGAUGAGCGGGAUUUCUGACGGAUGGAGAACACAUGCACCAGCACUGUCCCGCACGUCCCCAUACUUCCUCUGUGUGUGUUUAUCUCUGCCGUUGAGCUGUCGGUCGGUGUUCGUUUGAAGCACAGCAACACUUCUUUCUUUUAACCUUGUCUUCCACUUCUCAGUGUUCCUCAAUUAUAUGUCAUCUAGCUGUUUCCCAGUGCCUCACUCUGUGAGAGUGACAGUGGUUGCUAUGGCAACCUUAUUCAAAGCUGUUCUAGCUAUAUUUUUGCUGUUGUGCAAAUAUGGUCCAGAGAACCAUACAGAGAACAUACAUUUUUUGCUACAAUGUACUGUUUCUGCUGUUGCUUUGCAAUCUUAUUUUUGUAAAUAAACACAGAUUUGCUUCA
Molecule: messenger RNA, 1754 nt
Organism: Ctenopharyngodon idella (grass carp)
Lineage: Eukaryota; Metazoa; Chordata; Actinopteri; Cypriniformes; Xenocyprididae
Product: phosphoribosyl pyrophosphate synthase-associated protein 1
Exons: 12
Coding region: 227-1336 (369 amino acids)
Biological process (GO): purine nucleotide biosynthetic process; 5-phosphoribose 1-diphosphate biosynthetic process
Cellular component (GO): cytoplasm; ribose phosphate diphosphokinase complex
Molecular function (GO): magnesium ion binding; ribose phosphate diphosphokinase activity
Source: RefSeq, a predicted model, not a curated record